AUGAGAUUCAUCGUGAUUGCAAUUUUUGUGAUGCUUGCAACAUCGCAAGAAUUCGUUGAAUUUUACUCUGCAUUUUCUAAUGCAGACGUAGGUUAAUUAGAUGGAUGGACAAUACAAGGAUAAAUUUCAAAAGCUUAAACUGAUAAUUUCUUUACUUGUUCAGAUGCAGCUGUAUUUGGAGGACCUAAGGCAUUUGGUAAAGGAGCCAUAGUGACCAGACAAUUUUAAUUGCCUCCACAUUUUUAGAUUAAAGUAUAAGUUGAAGUCUGGAAAUUUGAUGCAUGGGACACUCAAAGAUAAUUUUUUUAUUUGGAUAAUUACCUUUGGGAAACUAUGUGGACUGGAAGUGAUGGAACAAAGAGAUGCGCAACUCCAGCAGGGGGCAAUGUGAAUUCAUUCUCAGUUGAUUAAACAAUAACUCAUAAUCAUGCAGCAUUAUUUAUUGCAUUUGCAUCUUCCGCUGAUAAGACUGCAGAUAAAAUGUCUUGGGGUAUUAGAAAAUUGAAAUUAUCCUAUUUGCCAUGUCCAGCUGAAUGUGGUACAUGUCUUGGACCAGAUGCUAUUGUUUGUUAAAUGUGGGUGCCAGUAUCAUCAAGUUGGAUAAAGAAUAUAGAUGCUGAUGGAUGGACUGCAAAAGGAUCUUCAACUGUCAUUAAAUCAAGCACUUGUGUAGGAAUUCCAAUUAUUGGUGGUCCUGGCAAUUUUGGUAAUAAUGUAUCAAUCUAAAAAAUCUUUGAUAAACUUGUUCCACAUUAUAGAAUUAAGGUGAUAGCAUAAUUUUGGAAGAUUGAUAAUUGGGAUAAUGAUAAUGCAGUUUUGUCUAUUGAUAAUCAAGAAAAAUGGAAAUAAAAUGUUGCUUAAGUAGAGGAUAAGGAAUUCUUCAUUUGCGAUAAGAUCAGUCCAGGAGGUGUUGAUGGAACAGAAAAGAUUAUUAAUGUUAACUUUGAAACUCCACAUAAUUAUGGUGCUGCUCUUGUUAAAUGGACAUCCACAAUCAAGAAGUCAUCCAAAUAAGCAUCAUGGGGUAUUAGAUAAUUCCAAUUGUAUGUUGCAUAAUGUUCAAGCAAUUGUGCAACAUGUACUGGACCAAGUGUUGAAGAUUGUACAGCUUGUGUUUCUCCUUACGUAUUAUUGGACCCAGAAGAUGGAAAUGGAUCUGGUUGUGUAUUGAAAGGAGAUUGGGAGCAGGUUGGACAGCUAAUGCAGAUUGGAAAGUUGCUGAUGGUAAAAAUGGACCAGAUUUUACAACACAAUGUGGAGAAUUCAAAUUCUUUGGUGGUUUUGAUAAGACUGGAAAAGAUGCUAAAAUCACUAGAAAAUUCAAUUUACCUGCUCAUAAAAGAAUUAGAAUUGCAUUUGAAGCAUGGAAGAUUGAUAAUUGGAAUGGAGAAGAUUAUUUUGUUAAAAGUUGAUGGAUUAAAUGUUUGGUAAAGAACAUUUGGAUUUGGAGAUCCUGGACUUGCUGAUAUUUGUGGAGGAGAUGGAUUUGAAAAUUAUGCUAUUGUUGAUUUUGUUAUUGGACAUGAAACACCCACUUUGGAUUUACUUAUAUCAACCACUAUUGGAAAAAACAAUGACAAUGCUUCAUUUGCACUUAAAGGAUUUAAACUCUAUUAUGAAAAACCAGAUGCUUGUGCCACUCUUUAUACAGAAUGCAAUUAUACAGGAAAAUCAUUUAACAUGUGUGAAGACUUACCUAACUUCCAAUUAGCUAAAUAUCCAAGCAAAAUCAAGUCAAUUCAAGUCCCAGCUGGUGCUAAAGUGAUUCUUUUUGAUGAAAUGGAUUAUAAUGGAAAAACCAUUGAAUACACUGAGAACCAAAAAUGCAUCGAAGAAUAUCAAUACAAAUUCCUUUAAACAAAUUAAUAAAGCUAUGUCUUAACAGCUAACAAUUGACCAGAUGAAAUAUCAAUAUUAUAUUUUAUUUCAUUAUUUGCAUAACAUUAUUAUUUAUUGUU
Molecule: messenger RNA, 1958 nt
Organism: Paramecium tetraurelia
Lineage: Eukaryota; Ciliophora; Oligohymenophorea; Peniculida; Parameciidae
Exons: 6
Source: RefSeq, a predicted model, not a curated record